Messenger RNA from Aspergillus steynii IBT 23096, 1731 nucleotides. RefSeq names its product cholinesterase. Gene Ontology annotation, molecular function: cholinesterase activity. The coding region runs from base 1 to 1731 and encodes 576 amino acids. The transcript has 6 exons. Lineage: Eukaryota; Fungi; Ascomycota; Eurotiomycetes; Eurotiales; Aspergillaceae. The record is from RefSeq and is a predicted model, not a curated record.
AUGUACUGGAAACAGGUCUUUAUCUAUGUCCUCUCAUACUCUAUCCUCUGGUCGCGUUCAGCUGCCAAUGCCUCCUCUGUGGGUGACACGGUGAAUACGACUAGCGGUCUCGUGAAAGGAAAAGCUUCGUCUCUGAGGUCCGAUGUCUCCGAGUACUUGGGCAUUCCGUAUGCAAAGCCACCGAAGGCUGAGUUGCGCUUUGCAGCGCCUGUUUCUGUGGGCCGGGCAAGCGGAGUGCUCGAUGCGACGUCUUAUAGCCCCGAUUGUCCCUCGAACCGCAUCCCCAUGCGCCAGGCACACCUUGGUGGUCCCGUCGGCGAGAAGAUCACCAGAGCCCUUUCACAAGAAGACAGUGUUCUAGAUGAAGAUUGCUUGACCAUCAAUAUCUGGACAAAGCCCCAAGAAGGCGAGAAGAAGAAAGCGGUGCUGUUUUGGAUUUAUGGCGGAGGCUUCUCGAUCGGUAGUGCUUCGAGUGCCGUCUACGAUGGGUCUAUCCUCGCAGAUGAGAACGACGUGGUAGUGGUUUCUUUCAACUACCGUCUCAACAUAUUUGGGUUCUCCGGAGCACCGGGUCAGCCAUGGAACGUGGGAUUGCUGGACCAACGUCUUGCGCUGGAAUGGACGAGAGACAAUAUCGAACGCUUCGGAGGUGAUCCCUCUCGAAUCACAGUCUUCGGACAGUCGGCAGGCGGUCUCUCUACAGACUUCCUGGCAUACAGUUAUCCCAAAGACCCCAUUGCAAACGCACUCAUCGCCCACUCUGGUGCUGCCAGCUCAUCACUCUCAGCAUCCUCCGGCACCGCUGAUAUUCGCGAAUCCUGGUUCAACGUCUCCAGUAGUCUAGGAUGCGGUGGCUCAGACGCCGGCGAAGACACGGUGUCCUGCAUGAGAUCCAAGAGUCAAGAGGACCUCUUAACCGCCAUCGCUUCGAUAGGCAGUCAGGGCCUUGUCGGUGGCUUUCUCCCCGUUGGCGACGGGGAGAUCGUCCCCAAAGACAUCGCCGCUGAAGCCAAAGCCGGCAACUUCGCUCGGAUCCCCUUCAUGACAGGAAACACGGACAACGAGGCCGGCUUCUUCCUCAUAACGGCGCUCGCAUACUCAAAUCUCACCGCCGAACAGGUUUCCGCACUUCCCAUAACCCUAAUCAAGCCCCUCGGCGACCUUCUCACUCUCGCCGGCUUCACCUGCCCCGCGGCCGAGGCUGCGGGAUAUCGAAAACAGCAUGACGUUCCGGUCUGGCGAUACAGGUACUAUGGUGGGAACUAUAGCAAUACUUAUAUCGUUCCUGUCGGAUCCGCGUAUCAUACCUCUGAUCUUCUCCCGCUCUUUGGGACGGCUCCUGCGGUUACCGAGGUCGAUGAUACAGAGUAUGAAGCUGGGGCGGCGGCUUAUAUGCGUGAUGCUUGGGCGACGUUUGCGAAGCACCCGAAAGACGGACUGGCGAGUCAGUUCCAGUGGCCGAAGUUUAAUGCGUUGACUCGGUCUCAGGUUCAGUUGUCGUACGGUGAACAGACAGAGGCAAGUUACAUCUUCAAUGCACAGACGGAUAGGUUCUGUUCGAUCUUGAAACUGUAUGAGGGGAUUUCAGCUGACUUGACGAAACUGUUUUCUCGGCUGGGAGGGUCUGGAGGUGCUAGACUGGGGAAGGAUUUGAAUGACAUUUUCAGUCAGCCUCUAGACACAGAGAGCUCGUUCAAGAAAGCACUGGAUCGACUGAGGGAGCUUGCAUGA